Molecule: messenger RNA, 9553 nt
Organism: Lethenteron reissneri (Far Eastern brook lamprey)
Lineage: Eukaryota; Metazoa; Chordata; Hyperoartia; Petromyzontiformes; Petromyzontidae
Product: activin receptor type-2B-like
Biological process (GO): activin receptor signaling pathway; protein phosphorylation; cellular response to growth factor stimulus
Cellular component (GO): plasma membrane; activin receptor complex
Molecular function (GO): activin binding; ATP binding; activin receptor activity
Source: RefSeq, a predicted model, not a curated record
CUGACACGCACGGGGAGAGAGAGAGAGGGGAGAGAGGCGGGCAGAGCUGGUUGGGCCAGUGAGCCAACACGAACAAUCGCCUGCAAGCACGCAACAAACUUCCACCAUUCAGAAAAAAAACCACCACAACAACGAUCAUUGUCGUACAUACAGACACACACAACAACAACACUACCACCGCCACCAAUCUUGACCAGGAGGAGGAGGACAACCACCGACGAGGAGGAGAAGACCAACCACCACCACCACCAUCUUCUCGCCGAGGAGAUAUGGAGCCGUUUCUCAUUGUGGCACCAAACCGCGCCGUCGCUCCUGGGCUGAUCCCAGCUGCAUCAUCGCCAACCACCACGCGUGGCCUUUUAUUUUCUAGGCAGUCAUAAGCGUAUUCACUUUCCCUACGGCGUGGGCUAUUUCUUUUUUAUUUUAAACAUUUAUUUAAACUUUCCUCGCGGCCACAACGCGUUGUGUGCGCCCGCAAGGCCGUGCGAGAGAGAGAGCGAGCGAGCGGUGAAAUGAGACUUUUACUUGUUUCUAGUAGCGAAGAAUAACUUCAGCGAAUGUUAACUUCGUGACUUUAAUCGUCAACGCAUUGUUUUAUUUUACAGUUUUUUUCUUCCGUUUAGUGACUAUUUAAGUGGCGAGUUUUUGUUGGAUCUUGGUUUUAUUUCGGGAGGGGGGGGUUAUUUUUGUCUGGACCACAAAAGUCAACAACUUCUUCAUCAUCUUCAUCAUCAUCAUCCUCCUCGACAAUGGGGCCCAGGAGAUGCUUGAUACUUCGGCUGAUGACGGUGGUGAUGAUGUGCCGACGAGCGGCUCCAGGCGUGCUGUCGGGUGGCUUGACGCUGGCGCUGGCCGGGCCACCGCCUGCGUUCGUGGAGACGCGCGAGUGCGUCUACUUCAACCUCAACUGGGAGAAGGAGGGCACGGCCGCCGGAGGCACGGAGGCGUGCGAUGGCGACCGCGAGAAGCGGCAACACUGCUACGCGUCGUGGCGCAACGUGUCGGGUGGCGUGCGGCUGGAGAGGCAGGGGUGCUGGCUGGAUGACUUCAACUGCUACGACAGGAGCGAGUGCGUGGAGUCGAGCGAGAAUCCCGCCGUGUACUUCUGCUGCUGCGAUGGGGACCUGUGCAACGCCAUGUUCACCCACCUGCCCGUCCUACAGCCCCGAGCCCACGAGGGGGCUCAGCCCGGCGUGGCGGAGAGGCAGUCCACGGCGUCGGGAGCCUUCCUCUACACGCUGGUGCCCCUGCUGGCCGUCACGAUGGUGCUGCUGCUGUCUUUCUGGACGUACCGGCACCACAAGCUGGCGUACGCGCACGCCGCACUGCCUCCACAGGAGGCAAGCCUGGCACCCCCGUCGCCCGUGCUGGGUUUGCGACCCGUGCAGCUGCUGGAGUUGAGGGCCCGCGGCCGCUUUGGCUGUGUCUGGCGCGCUCAGCUCCUAUCCCAGGUCGUCGCUGUGAAGAUCAUACAGCCCGUGAAUAAACAGUCGUGGCAGAACGAGAUGGACAUAUUCCAGACGCCGGGCAUGAGGCACGAAAACCUGCUGGAGUUCAUCGGCGCCGAGAAGCGGGGAGCGAACCUGGACAUGGAGAUGUGGCUCAUCACCGCCUUCCACGAGCGGGGCUGCCUGUCGGAUUACCUCAAGGGCAGCACGCUGUCAUGGGCCGAACUGUGCCACGUUGCCGAGACGAUGUCGCGCGGACUCGCCUAUCUGCACAGUGACGUCCACGGCAAGAACGAAGGCAGCAAGCCGGCCAUCGCUCAUCGUGACUUCAAAAGCAAGAACGUGCUGCUGAAGAACAACCUGUCGGCUGUGAUUGCCGACUUUGGGCUGGCGCUCAAGUUUGAGCCGGGAUGCUCGCCUGGGGACACCCACGGACAGGUGGGCACGCAGCGCUACAUGGCCCCGGAGGUGCUGGAGGGUGCCAUCUGCUUUCAGCGCGACGCCUUCCUGCGCAUCGACGUCUACGCGUUGGGGCUCGUGCUGUGGGAGCUCGUGUCACGGUGCACAGCCGCUGAUGGUCCCAUAGACGAGUACCGUGUGCCGUUUGACGAGGAGAUCGGUGAUCACCCCACGCUGGAGGACAUGCAGGACAUCGUGGUGCAGAAGAAAAUGCGGCCGGCGUUUCGAGAGGCGUGGCUCAAGCACCCGGGACUGGCUCAGCUGUGCGUGACCAUGGAGGAGUGCUGGGACCACGACGCGGAGGCUCGCCUUUCGGCCGGCUGCGUGGAGGAGCGCCUGGUGCAGUUGCGGCGCCACCCGGGGCCUCCAGGCCUGCCCGGCGGCGGUGGCACCACCACUGCUACCACCGCCUCCUCUCCUCCCACCGCCGACACCACCACCACUACUGCUGCGCCCCUUCACUCCGACUCCCUCAUCAUCUCCAUGUCUCCGACCUUACUCAACCUUCAUUCGUCGUCACCCAGCAAGGAGUCGAGCCUCUAGACCAGGGGUGGGGAACCUCGAUGGACCCGCGGGGCCGGAUGUGGCCUGCGACUUCAUUUCAUACGGCCUGUGACCUUCAGUCACUGCAAGGGCCCCCUUGAAUAUUGACAGAAGUGAUGAAGCUGUUUGUGUUAACGUGUGGCCCCACCUAAGGUAAUUCAAAGUGCUAUUUGGCCCCUGGUAAGGACAGGUUUCCCCACUCCUUCUGUAGGCGAUCGUCAAACUGUUGGUAUAACUUUUCAUUAUUUAACCAGGUUUAGAGGUACGCAUUGUUCGUUAUAUGCUUCACAAGGAAACUUAAGGGCGUCACGUACGAACAGUUUAAACAUUUUACCCAAUUUAGUUUUCAAUAUUUGAUGCACGUUUUGGAUUUGGUAGGCUUUGACCCUUGGACAGAUGUCAGAACGAUAUUGCUGGGUCAUUGCCGUCUGCUUUCCAGCAGGGGUUGAGAUGAAAUUGAAUCGGUGCAAGUACCGUGACUACUAAGCAUUGGGGAAUUGUAACAAUUUUAAUUUCCCGCAAGCUGGCUCAGUGCGUGGACCCUGUACAAAUACAAUACAAUUUGGAUAUUUAUCGCAUAUAAAUGCAACCACACAUCAAGGUUCUGUAAACAGCAAGGUGUGUGCACCACCAAAGCUGUUUAUCUGCCCGUCCAAUCUGGUUUUAUUUCAUCGAUGUCACCGGGAGACUUGCUUAGUUUAGCCAGCGAUUAUUUUUUUUACACUACCUGCUUAUCCUAACCAAGGUAGAGAUGCUAUCUGUUCAUGGCGUUGUGAGGUUAUAAAAAAAAAUCACUCAAAUAGUUCACGUAAGUUGGACAAAAAUAAUAGUGCUUUAAUUUUUUUGAAACCAAAGUGGCUUGAGCUGAUUUUUAUACUUCGCAUAUUUUAAAUAUGAAAUGUAUUAUCCCCCUUUCCCUCCACGUUCCCUCCAAUUGGCUCUUCUGGCAUUGUAGUAAGAAAAUGGGCAUUUUAUUUAAGAAAUAGUAAUUCAUUGCAGUUGAUUGUAGUUAAUAAACUUAACACUGGCGCUAACUCAUAAUCCUAAUUUGGCUACGUAAAUGGUUACCAAACACUGUCCUCACCCAGAUUACAUUUUUUUUUUUACAUUUACCGUGAAUGUUUAAAAGUAAAUGUUUACUAAGCACGCUUACCUGACGGUCAGGGUUAAGGCCAGGGUUAGCAUUUAGAUAUUGGCUGGGGAUAAAUUCUCAUUUAGGGUGUAAGGCCUUGUGCUAGCGAUAGUGUUAAGGCUAGGGUUAGUCAUAUUGGCUUUAACCAUCUACAUACUUUAUGAUAAACUAAAUUAGAAUAUGUAAUAUAUUUGUUAAACAUUUUUAUUUUCACGAUAAAAUGUCCCAGUCUCCCCUGCUGUACAUGAAACCAGGUCUGACCAGGACCCUAGUUAGAAUGUAAUUCCCCUCUUCCACUGGUACAUCCGAGCCGAUCCACGGCACCUUUACAGCACAGGUGGUUUUUCCACCGGCCAAUUACCGUGCUAAGCUGGAACCAAAUCGCGAUGGUACGCUGGCCUUGCGAGACGUCGAAAUCUGGUUGCUUUUUCAUUGCACGUGGCAUCAAACCGUCAGCUCUUAAAGGACACAGAGUCGCGGCGUCAUCUACAUGCGGCUCUCCACCCAUUCGUUUCUUGUUACGUCAGCGGCACGACUUGGCUCCGGUGGUGAAGAAACCAACAGCUGAGCUGUGCCGGGCAGGCUCGGCACGGUCACAGCGGAGCUAGGUUGUGCAGUGGAAACGGGUGUGAAUGUGGUGUCACACGUUGAGUUCGCUCUGGAGGCGUGUCUCAUCAGUCUGCCAUGCGUUUUUAGCAUUUCGAGGGACAUCCCAGGCAAUGGGUUUGGUAUUUAGGCAUUGUCAAAUAAUUGUUCACAUUGCCUGCUUUAGAAAACGAUAAGAAAGAUGUCAUUUAAAAUAAUUUCAUGCCUUGUUUUUGCUCGGUUAUAUCGAAUUGCGAUUUUUAAAAAAAUAAUUGAUCAUGUGUGUACUGUACAUGCCCAGGUCAUGGGUCAUGUUCCUGUGGCUUGAUUUGGUAAGAUAGAUAUGAGAAGGGUAAAGCGAUAGACUCAUAGCAAGACUUAAAAAAGACGCCUUCAAGGUUGUAAUCCCAUUAUCUUACAGAUAAGUCAAAAUUAAUUGCUGCUUAAAUGAGGCGGUACUCAUUUCCUAUUUACUGCCCUGACCCAGUGGUGAAAAUUUCACGUUCCUAUGGCAAGGGUGAGUCUCCCCACAGGCUAACCACUACCACUGUUGACCUCGCCCACAAUGUGGUACUCAUGUGAUUGAUCCAUGAUGCUGGGGUUGGUGAAAUAGAUACCACUUUGAAAAGAGCCAACUGUUGUAGCAAAAGACUGGGUCCUUCCAAAACAAUGUGGAAUUUACACCUCUGAUUCAGAACCAACAAGACGUCUCGGUUCUCUACUCGAUAAUUGUGAACUUUGGCAAGUGAAAUGGGAAUAUAUGUGAAGAAUAUGAAGCUUGCUUGUUGCCAUCAAAGAUGAUGAUACUUUCCUCAAACAUUGCUUUCCCAGAGCAAUGCUUAUUUUUUUGUUUAUUGAGCAUAAAUCAAAAAUAUGCCAGUUACAAAAAUGGACGGUGCGUUAGCUUGUUGCUUUGUACGGUGGGGAAGCUGCGUGAACGCACGUCGCGUGCAAUCCACGUGAUCUUUUCAAUGGUGCUUUGAACACACAUUCUCAGUGCGUGUGCUUGGUGCAAGGCCCGUUUCGUUUGUCCUGAGGGGCCUUUUUUGUAGCCUUUGCGAUAACUACGGCAAGUGAUGGUUCUGCAAAAGACACGAUUUGAAUGGGUUUAAAAGAUGUGUUAUUUUAACGCGUUUUUUUUUCCUCCCUCCCCCCACCCCCAUUCGUCUUUGGUACUUCAAGCCUGUUUACGUUGCGGGAGAUUUGUGACUGGUUUGAUUUUGCUGGAGCAACGACUUCCCUCGUCGAUGCUCAUAGUUGCUUUUAUUCAUCAAUAGAGGGGCAAAACACCCGGUGAACGCGGACGGUAGAGGCCACCGGAUAUUAGGACACAAGCCGGCUGCAGGCUGCACUUGGAGGUGUGCGUACGGUUGCCACUUGUCCCUGGUUUCCCCAGGAUCAUACUCUCUGGUUGAGGAGGUAGCUGUCCUGAGAUCUUCUUAAGUCUUGCCAGGAUGUUAAAGUGUCCCAUUUUUAUUGCGUAAUGGUGAUAUUCCACAAAUUAAAAUGCAUUUACGUGUAGUACUCACCCCCCCCCCCCCCCCCCGUUCUGGUAUUAUGAGAUCAUUUCCAUCAUAUGUCCUGGAUGGUUUUUAGUACCUUGGAGGUGGCAACCCUAUUGCAUGCAAUGUAAAACUAUCAUGGCACAGAAUACAGUGGGGAAGUAACAUGCACAUCUCCCUGCAGAUAGAGCAAGGAAACGUAUUGAGGAUUUGGAGGUAUUCAUAUCCAUUCCAUACGGUCAAAUUAAGUUUAUAAUUCGCCAAAUAAAAUGGGUAAUUACGCCAAUUGCAUAUGCAUCGAAUUCUGCAUGUUGGAAUCAUUCCACUGCAGAUUCUACAGUGGCAACUGAAAAAAAAAUAAACCGAGUUGAAUCAUGGCCUUAUAAUUAGCAAAUUCGAAGCGGCAUGUUCUGUUUAGGAAUCGAUGCACCGUCAGUUGACCACGAGCAACCAAUGGAGGCUGCUGUGCUCUUCCCCCCUCAAUCUAUACAAACCUCUUAAUUCAAUAAGUCGGGUUUUAGCGAUGCUGGGGACGCGGCUCAAUCAUUUGAAUGAAACGUGUUCAUGCGCAGCGGUGACGAACUAUGCGUGGUGCAAAUGCGGCUCGCAACGUCUUGAUGUCCUUAAGCUUUUUUGUGUUCACGGAAUCCUCUUCAGCAGAGGUUGGGGGGGGGGGUGUGCGGUUUCCCAAAACGUUCCAAGUCCGCGGACCGCUGUCAGCCGUCGACGUUUCGCAUGCCGCCGUUGUCGUGUAAAACGUGUGGCGAUUUUGUGAAAUUUAUCGCACGGGACGUUUGGUUCUGUGGGUCACUUCCCCAUCCACGGCACGGCCAUGCUUGCUCUCGAAAGCAACGGUUUUGUUUUUGUAAUCUGUAAACUACCUCAAGUUUCAUUUUUUUAAAAUAUAAAAUGCAAGUUUAAUUUUUGCCACAUCGAAGAGACCCUUACAAUGAGAGAGAGAGAGAGAGAAAAACGUUCCAGAUUUUAUAUACUGUAUAGUGAUGUAAGUUUUUUUUUUUACCUGCUGAUGGUUUUACAGUCGAAUGGUGGUUAUUCUAGUUGUAGAUCUGGGAAGACUCAUUGUACGAAGUGAGCGGAAAAUACCUCAGUCUGACUUGGAUGCACACUGUUCAAUUAUGUUUGUUCCUCGGUAUUCUCCAUCAAAUGUGAAUUAUCCGUCUUUACAACAUCCUACUCGCAAGCCCCUUCUUGUGCUCCAGGUUUACAGAGCAAACGAGGCUAUGUUGAAACGCAAAAUCGCCAAGUCUGGGAAUCGAUUAUUAUUAUCGUUUAAGGGAGGCUUCCUUUUAAAACCUCUCUCGUGCAAGAAUUAUUAGAAUGUAAACCAAACGAUUUCUUUAUUGGUUUAAGGUCAUUUUAAUUGAAAAUAAAUCCCCCCCCCCAAUGUGCUGAUAAUUGUUUUUGUAUAAUUUCAUAGCGGUCAUAUAUAUUGUAGCAGUCCACCGCAGUGGAUAUGAUGCAUGAGAGAGGGUUAACGUAUACCCUUUAUAUGUGCCCGGCACAUAGCAUGUGCGCCAAUGAGCAUGGUAGAAUGCACAUGCUGCCUUCCAAAGGGUUUCUUGCUCAAGUUUUAUACAUCCUAGCCAACCGUGCUGAUCAAUCGCAAGCGUUCUUUCAAAUCUGUGAUUGCGGGACGUUAAGCGCGAUGUAAGAAAAGAAAAAAGCUUUUUUCCUGGUGUCCAAAUCGUAUUCAUUUUAAUGCCGCGUGGUAUAUUGUGCAGACCUUAGCUCUCAGGGGGUUUUACGUGUUCAGUGCUUUACAUCGUGGACGAGUCAAAGUCUUGCCAUUAUGAGCAGCGACACUGGGCUGCACAUUCCUAUGUUCACUGCUCAGUUUUGUUGUGCCGCUGAAGAUGGAUCAGCGAUUUGAAUUCUACGCUGCACGGCAGCUCAUGUCACCUCUUUUGCCAAUCAUCAUGAACAUUGCUGACAUGCAAACCCCACUUGUUAAUGCGGCCUAAUUUUUAAAGUAGUUUUUAGCACUUGAUGUCAUUGAUUCUGUAUUUAAUUUGGGGGGGGGGGGGGAAACCACAACAAUGGAUAAAUUCGGAAGUUUUUUUGUAAUUGUCCUAUAUGUAAUUGGGGUAAAAUGGAGGUGCAUUGGUUAUGCACUGCACAAUGAACCCAGCGACAUGAGUUUGAUUCCAAGCCACGGCUACCAUCAGUGGCGAGGUAUACCUGAAUCGGUCUUGGGCCUCCCUUGAGCCCGCAAUGUAUGGUCAAACAUCCGCCAUGACCAACGUGGCAUGGGGGAGGCCUUCAUCCAGCAGUGGAUUGACAAAAGAAAGGCCUGUGCAUUUUAUUUUGUUAACAUUUGUGACAGUGCAUAUUUAUUCUGGUUGGCUGAGAGAGUCUGAGAAGCUUGCUAAUUUGGAGUAUAUUGUGGUCAAUGCACAGCUCCUGAAGUGAAUCAUAUCCUUAGUGUUCUGUAUUAUAAAAUCGGACUUAAAGAAAUGUACCUUUGACAUCAAGGGCACAUAACACCUGGUGGGUUAUGCAUGCAAUGAUGGGUUUCCACAGCUGUCGGUUGAAUUGCCACGAUUUUGGCUCGUAAUUUGAUGCGACAAUACUAUUUGGUCUCAUUUGUAGAGUUGUCCCAUUGGUCCACAGUGUACAUUAACAUAUUCUUGGAAAUCCUUGCAAAUGAGUAUUUCCAUCUCGAUGGACUUUCCCAGGUGAAAUAUAAAAAAAAAAUUGAAAUAAAUAUUAUUUGCUAUAAAUUGAUUAUGAUAAUUCGUCACGCGCAAUUUUAUGCAAUUAUCGUGAGUAAAAGAAACACUUUUAAUAGAUGGAUUGAUACUACAUAGCCUACGGCUUCAUUUCACAAGACUUUCAGAUCAUCAGCACAUUUGGUAUUUUCGCACCAUUCUUAGGAGCGGAAGGCUGUGGCAAAAGCGCCCUGCGUCACAAGAUGAUUAAGAGUCUGCAGGAGUUUCACAAGUAGAGGCGAGGCGCACUUGCCAUGUAGGCCUUACCCAAUGAGAGAGUGUUAAUUUGUGGAGUCCUUUUAAAACGUGCCAAAUUUGGCAAUUUUAAUAGCAGUGAGCUUUUUUUCCCCCUGAAUGGAAGCCUCCCUUUAAUGUGACACGUGACAAACUGCGGUUUAAAUUACGGAUAUGGAGUGCCUACAAUCUCUCACGGAUGCGGGCCCGUUUUUCUAUACUUUUAAUAAUGUAUUACUGUCACGGUGAGAUUCCAGGUAUUAUGUUAAGCCUACAUGCAGUAUUUUGGUUUGUUAAAAGAUUUGUUAAGUUCUGUUUGUGCUUGGACACAAAUAACUACUUUAAACAUCGUGUCGUCAGGUGGCCAAUUUUAUAAGUCUCAUUUUUUUUUGUCUCAGUCUGCAGGACAACUGUUUUAAUGAAAAAAGCUCAACCCAGUGUCUGGUCUUAAAACCUUGUAAAUUAACGAGUUUUGUUACGAACGUAUUAUUAUCGUUAUCGGUUUAGUUGAUGUCGUUUUUUUGUAGAGUAAGCGGUAGGGCUUUUGUUACAUUUUAGUAUUUAACAUUUUUCUAACGGGAAGGAAAUGAGUGUGGCGUUUCACACAGCGCACGUUUUAUGUUUGUGUGGGGGGUCUCACGCAACCCAAGAUGUUUCUGUCGGUUUGAAGGGCUUUUUUUACAUUAAAAAGUUCCGUCCUCAUGUUUAUACAGUGUUCUAUGGGGCUGGGCCUUCUUUGUGAAUGUUCAAAUGACCUUUUUUGUUGCCAGUGUUUCAUUUAAAAAGAAAUCUGUAUCCUAAUAACCUCAAGUCUUCAUGUUUUCUUGUGUGCGACUUUUAUGUCUGUCCAGAAGCCUAAAACAGCCAACAUUGUUCCGAAUGCAUAAACUGUGAAACUGUACAGUCAAGUCUAAAUAAAUU